Messenger RNA from Tripterygium wilfordii, 771 nucleotides. Its product is annotated as major allergen Pru ar 1-like. Gene Ontology annotation, cellular component: cytoplasm; nucleus. The transcript has 2 exons. The coding region runs from base 95 to 571 and encodes 158 amino acids. Gene Ontology annotation, molecular function: abscisic acid binding; protein phosphatase inhibitor activity; signaling receptor activity. Gene Ontology annotation, biological process: defense response; abscisic acid-activated signaling pathway. The record is from RefSeq and is a predicted model, not a curated record. Lineage: Eukaryota; Viridiplantae; Streptophyta; Magnoliopsida; Celastrales; Celastraceae.
UUGAUUUCCACAUAACCAUUACAACCCAAAUUCACAAUUCAAGCACUCAUCUUUUUCAAUCUUAUCAACCAAUCUCAGCUUCCAAUAUUACAUAAUGGGUGUUGUCACCACACAAUCAGAGAAUGUUCUCGCAAUUGCACCAAACAGGCUGUUCAAGGCCUAUGCUGAUGGUGCCAACUUCUUCCCCAAGGUUAUCCCUUCCAUCAAGAGUGUCGAAACCCUCGAGGGCAACGGCGGAGCCGGAACCAUCCAGAAGUUCACUUUUGCCGGAGAUGAUCAGCAACUCACAUAUGUGAAGCACAAGAUUGAAUCACUUGACGAAGACACUCUCACAUACAACUACAGCAUAAUUGAAGGCGAUAUCCUCAAGGGUGCUCUUCAGAAGCUCAGUUCCGAGAACAAGAUCGUGGCUUCUCCGGACGGAGGAUCUAUCUGGAAGACCACCGCCACAUAUCACUUUGACGGUGACGUUGUGAUUCCGGAGGACAAACUCCAGGAGGCCAAAGAAAAGGCCACCGCCAUGUUCAAGGCCGUUGAAGCAUAUCUCCUGGCCAAUCCUGAUGCCUAUUAAUUAAGUCAAGUCCCCCCCCCCCCUCUUCUAUCUAUUUUUGAUUUCAGAAUAAAACUUCCUAUUUUGUUAAAUAUGGAAGUGCUUGUGUUGUUUGUUGUUGUUCAUAUAUUUUAUAUAUUCAGAGUGUAUUUUGUAUCCACUUCAAAUGUUUAUGUAUUGAAUUCCAAUCAAUGAUAAAUUUCGGCUGGUUAUUUUACAAA